UCCUCCUCCUCUCUUCUUCUUCUUCUUCCUGCUUUCUAUCCUUUUCUCUCCAUGCGUGACUUUGCCCUCGGCGAACCGUAUUGGACUUCCUACAGUCUUCAAUCCAUUAUCGCAACCUCUCUGCUACUCUCUCUCUUCAUCUCACCGUAAUCCGGACUUUGCAAAUUCAACGUCCAAAAAUGGGCUCCGAAGGAUCAAGCGUCGUCGUUCCCAGGAAUUUCAGAUUACUGGAAGAGCUUGAGAGGGGUGAAAAGGGAAUUGGGGAUGGCACUGUUAGCUAUGGAAUGGAUGAUGCUGAUGAUAUUUAUAUGCAGUCAUGGACAGGGACAAUUAUUGGACCUCCUAAUACUGUGCACGAAGGGCGCAUUUACCAGUUGAAACUGUUCUGUGGAAAGGACUAUCCAGAUAAUCCACCAACUGUUAGGUUCCAAACACGAAUAAACGUGACCUGUGUCAAUCGUGAUACUGGAGUGGUUGAACCCAGUCUUUUCCCCAUGCUUGCCAAUUGGCAAAGGGAAUAUACGAUGGAGGACAUAUUGACACAAUUGAAGAAAGAGAUGAUGUCACCACAAAACCGAAAGCUAGCUCAGCCACCUGAAGGCAAUGAAGAGGGAAGGGUCGAUCAAAAAGGGCUUGUGGUGAAAUGUUGCAUCAUCUAAGAAUUGGAUGAACGGCUCCGUAGGUUUAUGAGGAUGUUAUAUUUGACUGGCUGCUUCUUAGAUUUUAUAUCGUGAAAACGUUUAAAACCGCUCCAAAUACCGAGUGGGUUAUGCGGGUACAUGAUAUGUAAUUAUAUGAACCAAAGGACGAAAGGACUAUGAAAUAUCGAUUCUUCAAUACCUUUUGUUUUCCUUUCAUGACCGAAGCGGUAUAGUUUGAUACUAAAUUCUAAUCAAGACAAUUAUGUUUGUUAUGAAUGAUGAUUAAUAUUUGGUACAACCAAAUAUUAGAACAACUUAUGUUCAACUCCGAAGCCAAAGGGGCUAUUUAUGUGAAACCAAUUAUACA
Messenger RNA from Malus domestica (apple), 1008 nucleotides. RefSeq names its product ubiquitin-conjugating enzyme E2 variant 1A-like. Gene Ontology annotation, cellular component: nucleus. Lineage: Eukaryota; Viridiplantae; Streptophyta; Magnoliopsida; Rosales; Rosaceae. Gene Ontology annotation, biological process: DNA damage tolerance; protein K63-linked ubiquitination. The record is from RefSeq and is a predicted model, not a curated record.